Messenger RNA from Polistes dominula (European paper wasp), 1162 nucleotides. RefSeq lists its product as uncharacterized. NCBI's taxonomy places the organism in Eukaryota, Metazoa, Arthropoda, Insecta, Hymenoptera, Vespidae. The record is from RefSeq and is a predicted model, not a curated record.
CGUGGGAUUGUCGGAUUUCAAAUUUUCCCGGGGCGUACGAUAAUUUUACGCCCCUGUGUCGAUCAGACGAACUAAAGUCUCUGGAAACACUGGCUCCCCUCUCGUAAGAUUCUUGUUCAUACAGCUUGAACGAAAACGAGUCGUAUUUAUGUAUGGAAUCUCUCUCGAACCAAAGUGCAAAUUUUGUCAAAGGUUGUUUUAGUAAUAAAUCGUAUAUUUGUUAUUAAAAAUGGCAAACGACGACAAUGAACAGGAUGGUCUUGACAUUGAUGAAAAUCAAAUGGAAAUCAAAAUAGAGCAGCCAACAGUGGAAUAUUACGUCGAAGAAGAACAUGAUAAUAGUUUAUCAAGUAUCGAAGGAAAUGGAAAUGGAAAUGGAAAUGGAAAUGGAAAUGGAAAUGUUACGGUACCCUCUACCAAUGUUGAUGUUGGUACUUGGAAUCUUUGGACUAGACAGGCUACUACCUGCCUCAUUGAUCAAUAUAAAAAAUAUCGAUCAAUGUUAGGACAAUCGACGCAGAUUAAAAGUUUACGAGAGAUGUUUGAAAUGAUAUCUGUUGAAAUGCAAAAUUAUGGCUUUUAUUUUAGUCCGCAGAAGUGUGAGAACAAAUGGCGCGUAUUAGAACGUAAAUACAAAAAUUUAAUUUAUCAUGAACAAUUGAAAAAGCCUGGAAGAACGAGAAAUUAUGGUUAUUGGGAACAUAAGAGAGCACUUGAUGAGAUAUUUAAUGAUAAAGACAGACAUGUUUAUUUGGAUGAAAAUGUUUUGCCAUCGGUUAAAUAUUCAACGGUUGUUUCAAAUACAACAUCGAAACAAACUACAAGCUCUUCAAAUUGUAAUAACGAUGAACAAUGUGAUCCAUUAGCUACAUUGGAAUCAUCUAACACUGUAUCAGAAGAACAAAAUGAACAUUUAGAAUGCAAGGAUACAUUGACAAAACUAUUUCAAAGAUUUAUCGACGCAAUGGACAAGAAUUUUGCAUUGGCUGAACGUAAUAAAGAGAGACGACAUAAAGAAGAAAUGACUAUGCGACAGAACGAAUUGGAAAUAAAAAGACAAUUGUUGAAAUUGAAAGAACAAAAGAUAGAAUUACAAAAGUGUCAAAUGGUCGCUGCUGUACAACAUUUUCAUCAUAAAAAGCAAUAAAUUUUUUAUAUCGAA